Messenger RNA from Sturnus vulgaris (Common starling), 1503 nucleotides. RefSeq names its product phosducin like 3 (gene PDCL3). Gene Ontology annotation, biological process: angiogenesis; positive regulation of gene expression; protein folding. Gene Ontology annotation, cellular component: cytoplasm. The record is from RefSeq and is a predicted model, not a curated record. NCBI's taxonomy places the organism in Eukaryota, Metazoa, Chordata, Aves, Passeriformes, Sturnidae. Gene Ontology annotation, molecular function: protein folding chaperone; vascular endothelial growth factor receptor 2 binding.
CAGCGCCACUGCCCGGGCACGGCCCCGGCCUCGCCGGCACCAUGCAGGAUCCAAAUAAGGACACAGAGUGGAAUGACAUUCUGCGCAAGAAAGGCAUCCUUCCUCCAAAGGAAAACCUGGAGGAACAGGAACGGGCAAAGGAAGAGGAGCAGUUUGCCAUCCUUCAGAAAUCUCUGGUGAAAACUUACGAGGACAUGACUCUGGAAGAGCUAGAAGAGAAUGAAGAUGAAUUUAAUGAGGAAGAUGAGAGAGCUAUUGAAAUGUACAGGCAGCAAAGGUUAGCAGAAAUGAAGGCAGCUCAAAUGAAGAAUAAAUUUGGAGAAGUUUUGGAGAUUUCAGGAGAAGAUUAUGUUCAAGAGGUUACAAAAGCUGGAAAAGGAAUAUGGGUAGUCUUACACCUCUACAAACAAGGAAUUCCACUCUGUGCCUUAAUAAAUCAACAUAUGAGCGGGCUUGCAAAGAAAUUCAGAGACGUGAAAUUCAUCAAAGCUAUUUCUACCACCUGCAUUCCCAACUACCCUGAUAAGAACCUGCCCACGAUAUUUGUGUACCUGGAGGGAGACAUCAAAGCUCAGUUCAUUGGGCCUUUGGUGUUUGGAGGCAUGAACCUGACAAGGGAUGAAUUGGAGUGGAAGAUUUCUGAGUCGGGUGCCAUCAAGACAGACCUCGAAGAGAACCCCAGGAAGCAGAUCCAGGACCAGCUCAUGUCCUCAAUCAGGGCAUGUGUCCAAACCAGAGGGGAGAGUGACUCAGAGGAUGACUAAUUCCUGCAACUGCAUCCGGAUUGAUGCAGUGCACUUGCAGCCAGUGUUCCCACCUCAGGCCCUGGAGACACUCCUCAAGGCCUUGCUGAGCCCCUGAGGGGUAGCCUUUCAAGACAUUCAUUCUAGAAACCUCUAGAAACUAAAAACAUUUGUUUUUUAAAAAUUGCAGCUUCACUUAAGAUGCUGAAAGACAUUUUGUAUAGUGAAGCCUGAGUAAAUCUUACUCAAAGUUUUAAAAUACAGACAUAACUAGAAACAGGUCUCUUGUUAUUAUUUUCAUAGUAAAUUGCUACUUCUUUAAAAAUUUGAGCUAUGAAGUGGUCUUAAGUGCACUGUUUUUAACAAGCUUAAAUUGUACAAAUCAAAUCUAAAUAGCUGGUCUUAAAUAAUUGCUUAUGGCACUUAAAUGGGCCAUUUCUUAGCCUACUGUGCUCAGACCUCUGACAGCCUGAACUUCACAGAGAGCUGGAGGAGGAUACUGACGAUGCAGGUGGUUCUUAAGGUGGUAUGUGGUCCUCUGCAGAGAAGUGCUUGCACCAGACUGGCAACAUGAGGCUAUAAGCUGGGAUUCCAGGCAUCUUGAGAGAGGCCUUAGGGAUGGCCAGCCUCUCCUGGGACCUGCUGAGUUCAGAACUCCACUUUUGAAUUAGCAGCACUGUUUUGCCUUUCACAAGGACUGAACUUCCUGCACCAUCUUGCCUGCCAAUUGCAAAAUAAAAUUCAAGAUGGUGGUGGUCAA